AUGCCACAGUUGGACGAGAUCGAUAACAGUCCUGAGUUGAAGAGCGGCGAGGCAACAACGUUCAGGAGUGGAAUUGGAUUGUUGCUUUACCUGUCAGUUGAUCUUCCGGAAUGCCAGUGCGCCAUUCGUGCUCUCGCUUCGAGGAUGGCACGGCCAACAGUUCACUCCAUGCUAGCGCUAAGGCACUUGGCAAAGUACCUCAUCGGUGUGAGGUACAACGGUUUGAUGAUUGUGAAGACUGAUCCCGGUGAAGGGUUGAUGGGUCCAAGGACCGAUGCGGCAGAUCAAUCGAUUAUCCUCGAGAGCUUCAGCGAUUCGAACUGGGCCGCUUGUAAGGGGUCUAGAAAGAGCGUUAGCGCAAGUGUCAUUUGUGUCGCCGGCAACAUGUUGUUCAGCUCUUCGAGAACGCAGAGAGUGGUGGCACUUUCGUCAGGGGAAGCGGAACUUCUUUCGUCAGCGAGCAGCAUAUGUGAUGCACUUUUGAUCCGUGAGCUCCUCGAGUUCAUGGACUUCGGCAGGGUGAAGAUCUUUCACCACAUCGAUGCCAGCGCAGCUAAGGCGAUGCUGGAACGUUCCGGAGUGGGAAAAGUUCGGCAUCUUUCUUGCCGAAUCUUAUGGUGUCAACAAUUGAUUAAAUCCGGCGAGGUUGCUUUGCUGAAGAUCAGUACUACAUUCAAUCCGAGCGACCUUGGAACGAAAGGGCUAAGCCGGGCAAGAACACUCAUGCUGAUGUGCAUUCUGCGUGUUUGGGACGAGAUGUGUGAGUGCUUCGUUGGUUCCCAAGAGCUUCGAGAGGAGAGAGAGAAGCAGAGUUUCAAGCAGAGCAUGAAAGUGAUUCGCAACAUUCGUGUGCCGAUCAUGAUCUCAAAGAGUGCUUUGCGUGCAAUGGUUUCGGCCAGUUUGAUUUCGGGUGCAAGCGCCUUGGGCUUUGGCGGCGGGUUUGAGAUGUUCGCGAUGCUGUAUGCCCUGAUGUUUGAAGAGUUCCCGAUGAUGACGCUCAUGAUGCUCUAUCUCUUCACGCUGGCGGUGAUCGGGACGAUCUUGUGCAUGCGUCCUCAGUCGACUGUGAUUGUGAAGGGCUUUGAUAAAUCUUUGUGCAGCGGUGAACGCGCCAUUGACAUUUCAAGCCGAGCGAGUUCGAAAGAUUCAGCUUCCAGCUCAGUCACCGGUGAGGAGGUGGUGAUCAAGCAGAGGCGCAAUCGCAAGGUCAAAGAGCCAGUGAACCCAGUAUGGAUUGCGGGGGAGUAUGGGAAGAAGUAUCACAUGAUUGGGUGUGGCAAGUUGAAUGGCUCCUUGGAGGUGAGCGAGAUUUCCGAGGAGGAUGCAACCGCGAAGAAUUUGAAGCCAUGCUCAUUUUGCAAUCCCCGCAAGGUGUAUCAUCCUGAAGAGUUUGUUUCGAAGUCAAAUACGAAGUGA
This is a messenger RNA of Symbiodinium sp. CCMP2592, 1416 nucleotides long. Lineage: Eukaryota; Dinophyceae; Suessiales; Symbiodiniaceae. The record is from the annotation of a GenBank genome assembly.